Molecule: messenger RNA, 3892 nt
Organism: Callithrix jacchus (white-tufted-ear marmoset)
Lineage: Eukaryota; Metazoa; Chordata; Mammalia; Primates; Cebidae
Gene: QTRT2
Product: queuine tRNA-ribosyltransferase accessory subunit 2
Source: RefSeq, a predicted model, not a curated record
UUUUUUCUGGCGCCCAGUGAUGACGCAGUACUCCCUGAUUGGCUCUGCUCUGGAGGCAGUGAUUUGGGUCAGAGAAUUCUGCAAGCCUAACACGUGGUAGUGAACUGUGAGGAGUUUGAGGGAUCUGAAGACUAAAAGAGUUGAAUGGUUUGGAGGACCUAGAAGAAUUCCUUAGGAUGAAGCUGAGUCUUACCAAAGUAGUUAAUGGCUGUCGCCUAGGAAAAAUAAAAAACCUGGGCAAAACAAGGGACCACACCAUGGACAUUCCAGGCUGCCUUCUGUACACCAAGACUGGCUCUGCCCCACACCUCACCCAUCACACGCUGCAUAAUAUCCACGGGGUUCCUGCCAUGGUUCAGCUUACGCUGUCGUCCCUGGCAGAACAUCAUGAAGUCUUGACAGAAUAUAAGGAAGGAGUUGGAAAGUUUAUAGGCAUGCCGGAAUCACUCUUGUACUGCUCCCUGCACGAUCCAGUCAGUCCCUGCCCGGCUGGUUAUGUAACAAACAAGACUGUGUCUGUGUGGGGUGUUUCAGGACGAGUGGAAAUGACUGUUUCCAAGUUCAUGGCAAUUCAGCAGGCCCUUCAGCCAGACUGGUUCCAGUGCCUCUCUGAUGGAGAAGUAUCUUGUAAGGAAGCAACUUCCAUAAAAAGGGCCAGAAAGUCUGUUGAUCGAUCACUUCUCUUCUUGGAUAACUGUUUGCGGCUACAGGAGGAGUCAGAGGUCCUUCAGAAGAGUGUGAUCAUUGGCGUGAUUGAAGGUGGAGAUGUGAUGGAAGAGAGGCUGAGGUCAGCACGAGAGACAGCCAAGCGGCCCGUAGGUGGCUUCCUUCUGGAUGGUUUUCAAGGAAAUCCAACAACCCUGGAGACUAGACUACGCUUGCUGUCAUCAGUCACUGCGGAGCUGCCGGAGGACAAACCAAGGCUCAUAUCUGGUAUUAGUCGACCAGAUGAGGUGCUCGAGUGUAUUGAAAGAGGAGUAGACUUAUUUGAGAGUUUUUUCCCUUAUCAAGUAACAGAGCGGGGAUGUGCCCUAACUUUCAACUUUGAUUACCAGCCGAAUCCUGAAGAGACACUAUUACAACAAAAUGGAACACAAGAAGAAAUAAAAUGUGUGGAUCACAUAAAGAAAAUUGAAACAACAGGUUGCAACCAAGAAAUAACAUCAUUUGAAAUUAAUCUGAAGGAAAAAAAGUACCAGGAGGACUUUAACCCACUGGUGAGAGGAUGCUCCUGUUACUGCUGUGAGAAUCACACUCGGGCGUACAUCCACCAUCUGCUGGUAACCAAUGAGCUGCUGGCCGGAGUCCUGCUUAUGAUGCACAACUUUGAACACUACUUUGGAUUUUUCCAUUCCAUCCGGGAAGCACUAAAAAGUGACAAACUGGCACAGCUGAAAGAGCUCAUCCACAGGCAAGCAUCUUGAGAUCUUGCAAAUACGAGUCUCACUCUUCACACUGAGCCUGUACCACUGUUGUAACAUGGGAAGACAUGAAGAAGAAAUAAUCUGAACUUUAUUUAUAUUCAGACAUAGGGUCUCCUAAAAUAAAGAAUAUUUGUACCAAACUGCCCACAUAAGGGUGAGGAGAUUUAUUCUAAAGACUUAAAUGAAGACCAGAUGCGGUGGCUCACACCUGCAAUCCCAGCACUUUGGGAGGCCAAGGCAGGUGGAUCACCUGCAGUCAGGAGUUCGAAACCAGCCUGGGCAACAUGGAGAAACCCUCUCUCUACUAAAAAUACAAAAUUAGCCGGGCAUGGUGGUACAUGCUGUAAUCCCAGCUACUUGGGAGGCCGAGGCAGGAGAAUCACUUGAACCCAGGAGGCGGUGGUACCCUGAGCAGAGAUCGUGCCAUUGCACUCCAGGCUUGGUGACAAGAGCAAAACUCCAUCUCAAAAAAAACAAACCAAAAAAAAAACCAAAGAUGUAAAUGACCUGGAUUGAUCAGAGAGAAUUGAAAUGUGACUUUUAAAAAUUCUAGACUAAUUCUUUUAGUUGAUAGAGAUUCAUUUAGUCAAAGACAAAAGCUUUAGCUGUGAGGACACAACCUUGAAGUGGGAAUGAUGAGAUUCCGAGGGACCAAUGAAUUGGAUUGAGGCUUCAGGGGAAAUGACUGUGAGAUGCAUGACCUCUGGACAUAAACCUGUUGAUUUGAGAAGAAAUCUGGCUGGUUUGAGGGUUUCUUUUAGUUCUUCCUCAUACUCUAAGGAGACUCUUUUGGAUACUUUCGUCUUCCACCCUGCCCUGGCAGUGCAGCCAAUCAGAAAUGGCUCUUGUGACUUAACUGGCUCAGAUAUCCUGGGAAUGUGGGGCUUGAACAUUGCUCCUGUGAUUAUCUGUCCCAGGUCACACUCCUUCAUUUGACCACUUGGCCUAUUUGCAACUUCUUUUUAGAGCCAAUACAAUUGCUUAUUAGCCAAAAGUUUGCCCAGCUGCUUUCAUCUGCUUGUACAGAUCCAUUGUGGUCUUCCUUCCAGGCUCAUCAAUAGUCUAACCACAUAGUAACUGAAGCCCCAUCUCUUGUGAAGAUUCAUUCUCAAUGUGUUCACUUGGACAGAGCCCUGCCUGGCCUAACGAUUAGAGGACUAGUUUCCAUCCUGCUCAGAUCUGACUCCUGGGCAAUUCACUUAACUUCUGUAUGCCUGUUUCCUGCUGAAUAAAUAGGGACAGGCAUAAUAGAUAGGAAUGAAUGAACUUUUAAGAUACUGUCUAGCUCUAAAAUUUGAAGAACAAAAUGUUUUAGAUUAGAGUCAUAGCCUUAAUAGCCAUAAUUGUCAUCCUGGGAGACAGGCAACAGUAGAGAUAUUUGAGAGCCUAAAGACAGGUUUUGCCUGUGGGUUUUAUAAUGGUUGUUCUAUUGGUAUCAGGAGAUCCUGAGUCUGGUAGGGGAAGGUGGUUCUUUCUAAGUUACCUCUAUAUUUUUCAAGUUUUCUAUAAGGAAUACACAUAUACCCACAUGCAUACACCAUAGUUUUUAGACAAACAGCAAUAACAAAACCAAAAAGAUGCCCCUUUUUUUGUAGGGGUAAGAAAUGUGCACUUGUUUUAUACUCCUAUGCUAUAUUUUGCUCUUUAUUCAAAAUUUAGUGGGCAUUACUUAAUGGUGUUUCUAAUUAUUUUGUGGCUGCUGUAUGGGAGCCUAUUAUAUUAGGCUAUCCUUGGAUUGCCGUAAAGAAACACCUGAGACUGGGUAAUUUGUAAAGAAAAGAGGUUUAAUUGGCUCACGGCUCUGCAGGCUUUACAGGAAGCAUGGUACUGGCAUUUGCUUGGUUUCUGGGGAGGCCUCAGGAAGCUUAAUCAUGGCAGAAGGUGAAGAGGGAGCAGGCACAUCACAUGACAAAAGCAGGAACAAGAUUCAGAGCAAGAACUCACUUAGCACCAAGGGGAUGGCCCAAGCCAUUCUUAAGGGAUCCACCUUCACAGCUCCCAACACCUUCCACUAGGCCCCACCUUCAGCAUUGGGGAUUACAUUACGUCAUGAGAUUUGGGUGAGGACAAAUAUAUCGAAACUAUAUUACCCAUUUAUAUGAUUUUAAUAGUGUGGGAAUGUCCACGAAUAAAUUCUUGGACAGCCUCAUAACUUCUCCAUGAAUGGCAAGGGUUACUUACAUAAAACAGUUUUCCAAGGAUCUGAUUGUUUUGAAACAUGUUGGAUUGGACCUGUUCAUAAUGUUCAUAUUUUUGUGCAAUGCUAAAUGCAUUGUUAGGGGAGUAUUGGUAAAUAUUAUAGAAUCCAUAUGAAAUUAAUGAGUUUAUGUCCAAAACACUGAGAACCAUGUCCAAUAUUGUUCAGUUUCCUGGGUCUUUUUCUUAUUAGCACAUUUGAAAAAAAAAAUUCCUUUCCUUUAUUGUAGUAAAUCUAUUAAAGGCAAUAACCAAUAAAACAUUUUUAAUUU